CUCGGGUACGAUGGAUAUGGGACGCCGGAAACCUAUAGUUCCCCCUGGACUUUUAACAGCAGCACCGUGACACUGGCUUUCGAGUUUGAGACCAAUAAAAGUGGUGGAGGAGUUCAGCUGGAAAACCUCGCGCUUAUCCGCCCAGCUUACACCAGUUGUGCGACCAUCUUGCCAAGUUCGACCCCAGUCCCGAUGGCGUCGUCGUCCGCUCUAGGAUCAUCCACAGCUGCUAUCGUGACUUCGGCGGCAAGCUCGUCAGUAGUUCUGUCGCCGUCUCCGCCCAAGCCUCCUUCGUCUCGAUCUACUUCCCAUGUUUAUACACGCUCGUCUUCCUCCACUUCCAUCCCAUUCAGCACAAUUCCCGUCAGCGUUCCUUCUGGUGCGGCUGUAUCACCAAGCCUUUCUUCGUCUCGAUCUACUUCCCAUAUUUAUACACGCUCGUCUUCCUCCACUUCCAUCCCAUUCAGCACAAUUCCUGUCAGCGUUCCUUCUGGUGCGGCUGUAUCACCAAGCCUUCCUUCGUCUACUGGAAUUCUGACUAUCUCAAGCUCUUCUACCCUUGACUCUACUUUGACCCAGCCUGCCACGGAAACCCUUACAUCCAGCACCAGAACUGCUUCUAUUAACAAGGGCGAGACAGCAACUGCUCCAGCAAGCAUCUCUUCCUCCGACACAAGUACAAAUGCCUUUUCUAGCUCUUCAGUCAUUACGGAAACACUCUAUACUACCGUCAUCUCUACUAUUUACAAGUGCCCGGCCACUGUAACAGACUGUCCGUUGACCGAGAAGACUCCCCACCUGACCACCUUGACAAUUCCCACUCAAACCACGGUAUACCCUGUUACUACAUCCAGCACCAGAACUGCUUCUAUUAACAAGGGCGAGACAACAACUGCUCCAGCAAGCAUUGGCGCUACCUCUUCCUCUGACACAAGCACAGAUGGCUUUUCUAGCUCUUCAGUCAUUACAGAAACACUUUAUACCACCGUCAUCUCUACUAUUUACAAGUGCCCAGCCACGGUAACAGACUGCCCGUUGACCGAGAAGACUCCCCACCUGACCACCUUGACAAUUCCUACUCAAACCACGGUAUACCCCGUUGCUUCAUCCACAGUGUAUAGCACCGAGAUUCGUACCGUGACUGCUUGUCCACCAUCUGUGAAGAAUUGUCCAGCAUCCGAGAAGAUAACCUAUGUGACUACUGAGACAAUCGCGGUUUCCGAGACUAUCUAUCCAACUCCUACUACUCCUACUACUACUGCGACAGAAACCAGUGGAUCUCAAGCAGCAGCAGUUACAACAGAGGCUGUGGGAACGUCCUCUUCCCGCAAGACCCCCACUACCAUCUAUAGCACGGAAAUCAUUACGAUCACGGCCUGCCCUAUGCCGGGUAAUUGAUUGGGGUGAUACUAAACUGUCAUAAUAUUCUGAUCCCACUAGGCGUCUGUCUACUGUAUAUAACUACCUAAUAAAUUAAUACUCCCAUGACU
Messenger RNA from Aspergillus ochraceoroseus IBT 24754, 1490 nucleotides. RefSeq lists its product as uncharacterized. The transcript has a single exon. The annotation marks the transcript as partial. Lineage: Eukaryota; Fungi; Ascomycota; Eurotiomycetes; Eurotiales; Aspergillaceae. The record is from RefSeq and is a predicted model, not a curated record.